Messenger RNA from Archocentrus centrarchus (flier cichlid), 1022 nucleotides. It is a transcript of the gene sfr1, whose product is annotated as SWI5-dependent homologous recombination repair protein 1. The coding region runs from base 278 to 904 and encodes 208 amino acids. NCBI's taxonomy places the organism in Eukaryota, Metazoa, Chordata, Actinopteri, Cichliformes, Cichlidae. The record is from RefSeq and is a predicted model, not a curated record. Gene Ontology annotation, cellular component: Swi5-Sfr1 complex. The transcript has 3 exons. Gene Ontology annotation, biological process: positive regulation of DNA-templated transcription; double-strand break repair via homologous recombination.
UUGAGCCGCAAAAUACGGAAAAACGCACAAGUCUCGCACCGCUUCUAAAUGUUUUGAUUCAGUCCGUGCUUAGUGAAAGUUCUGGGCUGCUCAGUGGUUAUUGUACCAGCAUUUAACAACACUUACUGUAAGUGCUCGAAGUAGUUUUGUUUUUUCAACGGCGUCUUUAAAAAAAAAAUGUUAAGAAAAAGAUACGUGACUAGCUAACAUCCACUGGGCUAACUUAAACUGCCCUGCAAAACUAUUAAGUUUACAUGAGUCAAAUUAAGUUUCACCGAUGGAGAUCACUCCUAAAGCAGCCAAAUUAAAAACGGACUAUUCUUCACCUUGUAGUUCAGUAGAAUCAAGCCCCUGUGAAUAUAAAGAGAAGCGUCAACCAAAGCUGAGUGCCUCGCUGAGGGAGAGACUGAAGAGAUCCAGGCGCUCCUUCAUCUCCCCCCUCUCUGUGGCCAAACGCCUUUGUGUUGAUGAGGAGGAGAAGAAAGGCCAACAAGUUUCAGCAGAUUCUCGGGAGCCCGUUAAUAAUCCUCCAGUGAUUUUAGGCAGUGUUGAUGUAAACAGAAAUGAGGAGAGAACAGGGAGUGAAACGUCUGGACCUGGGCCCAAACCAAUACAAUGUCCUUCAGGAGACUUUGCACAACAUCUCAGGAAGGAGGUGAAAGACAAAACGGAGACUUUACGUAGACUCAAGAUGGUUAAAAUGUACAGAAGCAAGAAUGAUUUAACACAUCUCCAAACACUGAUUGAUAAGUGGCGGAGUUGCGCUCAAGCUGCACUGUACGAACUGCAAUCAGAAAUCACCAUAGAUGGACGAAAAGCCAGCCUGUCCGAGUUGAUUGACCUCUUCAGUCUGGAUGACAGCAUUCUGCAUUUUGACCGCACAGAGGAGGACUUCACUACUUAAUAAGAUAUUACAGAUGGACAGUCACAUUUUAGAUGUCCUGUUUAUUGUUGUUUUUGUUGCUGCUACAGUUUUUUUUUUUUUCACAGUUCAAUUUGUUCAGUUUAUGUGCUGGGAGAAG